AUGCCAGUAAAAAAAAGAGCCUCUUUGGGAAGAAGUACAUCAGCUGCAAGAAGAAUGGCAGCAACAAGAGCAGCUGAAGAUUCUGAAGACACACGCAUUCGACUUGAUGGUCAACGUGCAAGACAAGCAGCUUCAAGAGCAGCUGAAUCUCCAGAACAGAGACAAGGUCGACGGGAAGAAGAUCGAGCCAGACAUGCAGCUACAAGAGGAGCUGAGGAUCCCAUACAGAGACGGACUCGAAGUGAAGAUCAGCGUAGACGACAAGCAGCCUCAAGAGCAGCGCAAUGGACAUUUAUGGAAGGGGAAGCGUUUCGUUAUGAUCCAGCCAACAACUAUGACACCCAUCCUCAACUUUAUAUUGGACAAAUGAGUGAUGUUUGCCCAUACUGUAAUGCCCUCAAGUGGCAUGCAGAAACACGAGGUAUGUGCUGCUCUGGUGGUAAAGUAAAGUUACCUGAACUUCAGCCUCCUCCUGAACCACUGAAAUCAUUAAUAGGCCCUACUUCAUUUGAAGCUCUUCGAACUGUAAACGGUCAGAUCUGUGCAACAUUUCGUGAAGCAUGUCAAUUACACGGAUUACUGGAAGAUGAUCAGCAAUGGGAUGCCACCAUGUCCGAAGCAGCUGCAGCUCAAUCGCCAGCAAGAUUAAGAAAUCUAUUGGCUCUUAUACUAGUUGUUUGUGGACCAUCCAAUCCAAAACAAUUAUGGGAGUCGUACAAAGAAAGCUUGACUGAAGACAUUCUGAGAAAUGCUCGCCGGCAAAAUCCUGGAAUGAAUUUGGAUUAUACACCAGAUAUGUUUAAUCAAGCACUGAUUAUUAUUGAAAAUAAAGUUUUAGAGAUGGGUGGCAAAGAACUUGAGAAAUUAGAGCUCCCAACUCCUCAACGAAAUUCGGGUGAUCGAUUAAACAGUGCAAUGCUCAGAG
Rotaria sp. Silwood1 is the source of this 925-nucleotide messenger RNA. The record is from the annotation of a GenBank genome assembly. NCBI's taxonomy places the organism in Eukaryota, Metazoa, Rotifera, Eurotatoria, Philodinida, Philodinidae.